This is a messenger RNA of Peronospora matthiolae, 273 nucleotides long. The record is from the annotation of a GenBank genome assembly. NCBI's taxonomy places the organism in Eukaryota, Oomycota, Peronosporomycetes, Peronosporales, Peronosporaceae.
AUGCUGAUGCUGACUGGAAUUAGUCGCGUACUGGAGACUAAUUUGCACCACCUGCUGCAGCACGCAUCGUGGUUUGCUUCCAUUUGGAGGAGUCUGCUUCAGCACGUGGCGCUGAACACCGCCUUUGGCGUACCCAAGGAAGUUGUGCUUGCAGCUAUCAAAAUGCUCCAAACGCUGUUGCAAGUGUCUUCAGCCGGAGAUUUUGAUCACAUCGCACAAUCGCAGCGUGUUCGCGCCGGAGUUGGUAUGCGUGUGGGUGUUGUAACGGGGUGA